AUGAAAAGAAUAGCAAUUACCCUUAUUGUCUCAGCGCUCGUUGCUUCUUCUUAAGCCUUAGCCGAUUGGGAACUCAGUGGCACCAACUACGAGGGUCAGUCAGCCGCUCAAAAAUAACAGCAAUUGUGGAAUCAGAUCACUUAAAAUCCAAAGUCAAAUGACUGGUUCAGUCCAGCAGCCCUAGCUGGCAUUUUCGUUGAAAGUAUGGAACCAAGUCUCAAAUGGGUUGGCGAUACUUUCGAAAAUGGAUUCUUUGGAGCCAGAAGCAAGUAUAUUCACACUGUUGGCAACACAGCAACUGCAAAAUUCACCCCAGUUUCUAACAACCAAGGAUACACUGGAAUCUUUUAAAGCGGUGCUGAUCAUGCCGUUAUCAGACUUUCACUUGCAAAGCAACCUGAUUCUACCAAGCCCACUCCUGCUUAAGCAGAGGACAACUUCAUCCCAGGCUUCGGUCUUAAGUUCCUCAGAGACAAUACUCACUCAGGUAACUUGGUUGCAAUGUAUGGAGUAGAUGGGGCUAAUACGUGGAACUUCUUCAGAUAGGACUUCUCUAAUCACAUCCCAGAUCCUAUUAGUGUUCCCCAAUAGAUUCUUGGCAAGAAAUUCGCCACUGCUACCCCAUACAUUCAGUACGUUGGUCUCUCUGACAUAGCCUCCUAUGACUAACAUGGAAAGCAGGUCUCAUCACCUAAGUUCCCAUUCCAACUAGUUUUUGAGUCUCCUCUUAAAGAGAAAUACUCUGAAGAAUACACUCAAAACUUCCAAGACUAACUUCAAUAAAUCCCUCAAGGUACUCUUCUCUACAAGGUAUUUGCUUACGCUGAUCCAAGUGCUUAGAAAGUUCACAUUGCAGAUUUGACUCUGACCUCUCCCUUAGUGAAGUCAUUCUUCGGUGAUAGAUACCUUUUCUUCAAGCAUCAAGACAUGCAAGAGGAUCUCCUACUUAGACCAGAGUGGAAAUCACACCUUAAAGUUGCUUCACCAAGAUGCCCAGUCACAUUCAUCAAGGAAAUCGCUCAAUCCUCCAUUCAAACUAUCUCAAAGCUCUUCAGUCAAUGA
Messenger RNA from Stylonychia lemnae, 1062 nucleotides. The record is from the annotation of a GenBank genome assembly. NCBI's taxonomy places the organism in Eukaryota, Ciliophora, Spirotrichea, Sporadotrichida, Oxytrichidae.